AAAACCUUCUGUGUUCAUUUGGUAACAACAACCAGUGCGACUUGAACGGGUUCUCCUUCUCCAAUUCAUCUUCUUUCUCAGAUCUACGGCCAAAUCCGAUUGAAUCCAUGGCAACACCUGACCAUUUGUUCAAUCUUCGCAACAACUUCUACUUGGGUGCCUACCAGGCUGCCAUUAACAGCAGCAACGUCAACAAUCUCUCCCCAGACGAUGCCAUCGAGCGAGACUGUCUCGUUCAUCGCUGUUACAUCGCCCUCGGUCAAUUGCAGUUUGUAAUCAGCGAGAUCGAUUCCUCGGCUGCUACUCCUCUUCAGGCAGUGAAAUUGUUAGCUCAAUAUUUCUCGAGCCCUGAAAACAAGGAAUCUACGAUCUCGAGUCUGAAGGAGUGGUUGGCAGAUCCUGCUAUUGGGAACAACUCUACUUUGAGAUUGAUUGCUGGGAUCGUGUUCAUGCACGAACAGGACUACAAUGAAGCCCUUAAGCACACGAAUGCUGGGGGCACACUGGAACUGCAUGCCCUGAAUGUCCAAAUAUUUAUCAAGAUGCAUAGGUCCGAUUAUGCUGAGAGGCAACUUAGGGUCAUGCAACAGAUUGAUGAGGAUCACACACUAACCCAGCUCGCCAAUGCAUGGCUAAAUUUGGCAGUGGGUGGCUCCAAGAUCCAGGAAGCUUAUCUUAUCUUCCAAGAUUUAUCAGAGAGGUAUCAAUCAACCAGUUUGCUUUUAAAUGGUAAGGCUGUUUGCUGCAUGCACAUGGGGAACUUUGACGAAGCUGAAACCCUAUUGGUGGAAGCACUGAACAAGGAUGCCAGGGAUCCUGAAACUCUUGCCAAUCUGGUUGUUUGCUGUCUUCAUCUUGGCAAACCAUCUUCCAAAUCUUUCAGCCAAUUGAAACUUUCGCACCCGGACCAUGUGCUUGUUAAACGGGUAUCAGCAGCAGAAGAGAGCUUUGAUAGAGCACUGCAAUCAUUUACUUAAUUAGUGAGUUGAUGAUUUAGUUUCUUUUAGCAUUUCAAUGUUGUUAUGUUCUGCUCAUGCAGUCUUAAUUGUGGCUGUUAAAUGCACUAGUUAGAGCACAAUGGGUUUGGUGCCCUGUAUCAACCAAAUUUCAUGGCAUUGAUUGGUUUUACUUUAAGCUUGAUGUUGUAACAACUACUUCUCAUAUUAAUAUACAAGAAGUUUCUUUAUUUUGGAUUUUAA
Messenger RNA from Prosopis cineraria, 1199 nucleotides. RefSeq names its product coatomer subunit epsilon-1-like. The transcript has 7 exons. Gene Ontology annotation, cellular component: COPI vesicle coat. Gene Ontology annotation, molecular function: structural molecule activity; protein binding. NCBI's taxonomy places the organism in Eukaryota, Viridiplantae, Streptophyta, Magnoliopsida, Fabales, Fabaceae. The record is from RefSeq and is a predicted model, not a curated record. The coding region runs from base 108 to 977 and encodes 289 amino acids. Gene Ontology annotation, biological process: endoplasmic reticulum to Golgi vesicle-mediated transport; retrograde vesicle-mediated transport, Golgi to endoplasmic reticulum; intra-Golgi vesicle-mediated transport.